UCUUUGUCGCUGCCGCCUGUCGCCCGCGAAGCAGCCGAGGCGGGCCCGGCCCGCUGGCCCAGAGCCCGCGGAGGGAGGAGGCGACGGCUCCUCCCCGCGCCCUGCCCUCCCCUCCCGCCCGGCAGCCGGUGCGGGCAGCUCAUGGGGCCGGGCGGCGCGGUGAGCCGGGCGCCCAGCGCACGCCGAGGCAGCCGGGCGGGAUGCUGGCGGCCGCGGCCCUGUGCGCCGCGGCGCUGGGCUGGGCGGCGGCGGCACGGCUGCGCAGCGGACAGACAGUUUGCCGGGGUGGAACACAGCAACCAUGCUACAAAAUAGUUUAUUUUCAUGAUGCUUCACGCAGGAUCAGCUAUGAAGAAGCAGACCGUGCCUGCAGAGCUGAUGGCGGACAUCUAGUCAGUAUUGAAACAGAAGCAGAGCAAAGACUGAUUGAAAAAUUUGUUGAGAGUCUCUUAGCUUCUGAUGGAGAUUUUUGGAUAGGACUUAGGAGGAAAAAGGAGGAGGUAGACAACAGUACACAGUGUCAGAACCUCUACUCCUGGUCAGAUGGCAGCUCAUCCAAGUUCAGGAACUGGUAUGUAGAUGAGCCAUCCUGUGGGAGUGAAAUCUGUGUUGUGAUGUACCACCAGCCAUCUGCCCCACCAGGAGUUGGAGGUCCUUACAUGUUUCAAUGGAACGAUGACAGAUGCAACAUGAAAAAUAACUUCAUUUGCAAAUAUUCUCUUGAGAAGCCAACAAAUGCUCCAAUAGAGAAUUCUCAAAAAGAUGUUGCAACAGAGCCCUUCAACCCAGUAUUCCCAGUAAAACACCAUAAGAAAGAUGCUAAUGUAACAGUUGUAGAAGCCAAAGAACCUGUUCAGAGUCUUGCCUACAUCCUUAUUCCCAGUGUUCCUGUGCUGCUUCUCCUGGUGGUCAUUACAGCCAUCUUCUGGCUUUGGCUUUGUGCAAAGAGGAGACGGGAGCCAACAGAUGUAAGCCCGAAGGAGGAAGAUGCAUGGCUGUCUAACCCCAGGAGGAACAGUCCAAACCUGGAUAUUUACAAAGUAAUCAAGAAGCAAUCAGAAGCAGAUCUGGCUGGAACCAGGCCUGACACUAAGAAUUCUUCCUUCCGUACGCAGGAAGAUAAGGUGCUUGACAGCUUCUCCAGGGAUUAUGAUGAUGUGGCAAUGAAUACAUCAACAAGUGGCUUUGUGACAUUGGCCAAUACUGAAAGUGGCUUUGUGACCAAUGAUAUCUAUGAGCUGUGUGGAGAUCAUGUGGGGAGGAGCAAGGAAUCAGCCUGGGUGGAGAAUGAGAUUUAUGGAUAUUAAGGAAAUGGACAAAAAAAGCCUGGAGUAUGGAUGACGAAGUGAAUAUCAAUACAAGUUAACUUGCCCUCCCUAUGCACUUGUUUUAAUAAUAGUAUACGUGCUAUUUAUCCUGGGUGUGCAUUGUCCCUAUAUUCUUCUCUUUUUUUGAAAGAAUAUGGGGUUUUAAAGAUCUAAACUGAAAAGAAUGUAUGUAUUUUGCUUCGCAUCAAGACCAGUUCUGUCCCAGGAAUGACUUGUUAAUACUCUUGAUUCUUUUUUGUACUCCAAAGAUAUGCCUUUGAAAUUGAAAUACAAUCCAAAAUCCCCAUUUAAGUGACCUACUCGCAUUCAAAGGUAUUAAAAGUCAAUCACUGGUCACACUUGGAUUCUCAUAGGUGUCCCCAAGAAAGCUGCCAUGGUUGCAGGUUGGUCGUUGUUUCCAUGUCAGCCCAUAUCCCAGCUAUGUUGGCCUCCCUCACCAUCUGCUUAUGACAGUCUCAGACACUUCACAAGACAGAUUGUAAUGUGGUUUCUGCUUCUUUCCCUCCCUCCUAGUUCUUACUGCCCAAGGCAGUGUAUGUGAGUCACAUCACAUAACUGUGCGUUACUUACGCCAUUAGGUUGGUUUUCAAAAAAUCCAAGUAAGUGCUCUGGUGUCAUAAGGCUAACUGUUCCUUCACUUAGCGUCUAGCAAAAGGAAUUGCAAAGCAAGGAGCAAGGGAUUUCUCUGCAAUGCUAAAGUAAGGGAAUGGGGUGCUCCAAAGCGUUCUGAUUUGUCUCGGGAAUUACAGCAGCCUGGUUAGCUGUCCAGAGAUGUACUAAUUUGGCCUAAAUGACAAAUUGAGUACCAAUUCCUUUCUUGUAGAAGGAAUAGCCAGUUGCAGUUUUAUUCUAGAUCUUUUUCCCCCCUUGGGAUUGUGACUUGUACUGAAUCCCAUGAAGACUGAUAUCCUGAUGUUAAUCUCCAUAGAGAUGGAAUUUAUGAAAAGGUAGGUGAACAUAAAGAAUUUGAUUAAGAACAGCAUUUUGGCAGGUAAACUAAAGUAUCAUGCUAAUCAAUUGUAAUAAAUUAUCUGUUUUCUAUCUGCAGGGACUUCACAUAUUCCCGUACAUAUAUUAAGUAUUAAGUAAGGUACUUAGGAUAGCUCACAGAAUUUCCUCUCUGACAGUAUGAGGGAAUGAUAUCUUACUUUACCACAGUUUUUACGGCAUCAUUUUGAAGUCAGUAUUAGAUAGCUCCCAUUUUUCUGCACCUUUGGAGGAGCAGAAAUGAAUAGCAGUAGGGCAUAGCAACUGCUACAUGACUAAAUAUAAAGUCAGGUGAAAUGAGAAUUUUCCUGUAGAUAUGGGGAACAAGCAAGAAUAUGAAGCAACAGCAUUUGGACAGAAUUCAUGGUCUGCAGUUCAGUGGUUGACUUCUAAGGGAAAGAGAUGAUCCUUCACACUAAGGGGUUUUUUUCAGAUCAUUAUCUCUCUUUCUCUGUUAUUUGCAGCACAUUUAAUAAAGUUGUUAGGGAGAUAGAAGAAAUCAAGAAUAUGCAUUUGCUAUGGAAGUGAUAUAAAGGACCUGUCCAAAUGUCUGCAGAAGCAACUUCAGACUGGAAUUUUAUCCUCUCUAAGGUGUAUAAGGAACCAGAGCAGGUGUUGUGGUUUAACUCCAGCCAGCAACUAAGCACCACACAGCUGUUCAUCUCACCCCCAGUGGGGUGGGGGAGAGAAUUGGAAGGUCAAAAGUAAGAAAACUCAUGGGCUGAGAUAAGAGCAGUUUAAUAAUUGAAAUAAGAUAAUAAUAAUUAUAAUAAUAAAUUGUAGUGAGAAGGAAAACAAGAAAAAAUAAGAACAAAGCCCAGGAAAAACAAGUGAUGCAACUGCUCACCACUUGCUGAUCAGUGCCCAGCCAGUCCCUGAGCAGUGAUUGCUGCCUCCUGGCCAACUCCCCCCGGUUUAUAUACUGAACAUAACACCAUAUGGUAUGGAAUAUCCCUUUGGCCAGCUUGGGUCAGUUGUCCUGGCUAUGCUCCCUCUCAGCUUGUGCACCUGGCAGAGCAUGAGAAGCUGAAAAAUUCCUUGACUAGUGUAAGCACUAAGACAUCGGUGUGUUAUCAACGUUAUUCUCGUACUAAAUUUAAAACAUAGCGCUAUACCAGCUACUAGGAAGAAAACUAACUCUCUCCCAGCCAAAGUCAGGACAGCAGGCUAACAGGAUAUUCUAAGAGUUGCACUGAAUGUAAUUUCUCUUUAUUGAACAAAGAAUAUAUGGUUAUUUUAACCAACUCUACAUACAUAUGAGAUUUCUGCUGUAGGAAGUUAAAAACAGCUGUGAUGAACUAUUCCAAGAUAAACUGAAUUUAACUUGGUCAUUGGUAUAGGUAUGUUUUAAGGCCCUUCGAAGCACACUUCAGGAGAUCACUUGCAUCACAAGAAUAAGGAAUUUAUAUUGGAAAAGAGAGAAGGGUGGUCACGUGCGUCUUUUUUCACAGCACUGUCUUUUCUGCUAGGGAGGAUAAUGUCAUUUAUCACUGAGAAUGCAGAAGGACAACUAAAUGACAAGUUGAGUGCCUAGCAUUUUCUUUAAACUGUACUUGCUUAUCUGUGGUUUGGUGAAGAGAUACCUACAGUUAUCCACAGCAAGUUGGAUACCACACAACUUUACUUGGAAUCAAUAAGGUACAGAAUUGGCCUAUCAGCAUAGAUGCUUAAAUAACUAGAUGUCUUUGAUUUUUAAUUAAUCACAUGGCCAAGUUUUCAUCUUCCAUGCAUUAGAUAGAUCACAUUCCAGCAUCUCCCAUAUGAGCUUGUAAUUUCCUAUGCCAUGUAGUACAGAGAACAUCACUGUAUAUGUUUGCUGAGAAGCAACAGCAAAGGGAACUCAGAAGCAGUACUGACAACUUGGGAUUGUGAUUAACUUGGUUUUUGCUAGGACUUUCUGAUACAUAUUUUGUUCAUGAGAUGUGAUCAGAUCAAUGUUUUUUUCACAGUUAUAAGUACUUGACCUUCAUAGGAGGUUGGAGCUAACUGCCAUGGCAAGGUCUCUGCACUGUUGCAUAUGUCAGUGCAGCUAAGUGUAACAGGAGUUUGGAUAAAAACUGAGAUUCACAUUGACUUGAAUAUGCUCAGGGCAAAAUCCCAUGUGCUGCUGGAUAUGGGCUUGCUUUAGCUGAAUUCCAUUGUAAAAGUUUACUGGAAGUUGGAGGUACUUGCAGUUGCUAAGGCUUUUGGAAAGGAAUAGGAACGGAAUUUGUAUUUGUCAAAUAAGCACAUGAUCUGGUUCCAUAAAGGACUACUUUCUGUAAAAUGUUUGAUGUUAAUACUGAGAUCUGCAAAACUGAAAAUAAAUUUACAAAUAUAAGAUUCACCCUGCUGAAAUGAACAGGCACCAUCCAUUCCCGUGCUCCUCAGCUGCUUCAGGCUAUAGACCGACAACAUGGCAUUGUUUUGCACUUUCUGCUUUUUAAAGGUGUGUGUCCUUACCUGAACACAUUGGUGCUACAUGGACAUGUAGAGUCUGGAGCCCAAGUUCUGCAGCAAAUGGUAGAUUCUAAGGCAAAGUCAGUGGCCACGAAGCAAUGAUAGCAGCAGUACGGCCUCCAGCUGUUAAUACUGAAGUAAUGAAUACGCUUUGAGGUUUGCAUUCAGAGCUGUACAGCUUCUUGCCAAGGAUCUUUGCACGUUUGUAGCUGUAUAGUAGAAAGCACUGCGAAGGUAGGCCAUUAAGAUUUAUCUGUCCUGUCUGAUCUGAUAUCUCAGCUGUUCCAUACAUUAGUUUAUAUAUUCUCAAGGCAAACAUGUUCAGCUUUGAGUAAACCAGCACAUUUUGCUUGUCUGUUUUCAAUUAUUCCAGCAAUGGAGCUGUUCCUUAAAACUGGAGUUUUAUUUGGUUGUAUCCCAUUGAACUGAGAAAGAAGUGGGAGUGCUACAUAGAGAACCAAGUAUGUUGAACGGUUGAAUGUUGGGAAGCUGGACAUCUGCACUGAAGACAAGAAAGCAUUUAGGACAUUAACAUGUAUCUGGGGCCAUUUGAAUUCAGCUCUGUACUCUGUCUCAGUCUUAUCUUAAAUACCGAGUGUCUCAGUCCCACGUGAAAAACAGAAAUAACAGCAUUUCACGGGCUACCGGGGGUGCCUGGAAACUAAAAAUGAGUGACUCUUAAGUGAUUUUUAAACUACAGUAAUGAGGCCUUGUAAAUGACAAAAUUUUAAUUAUAUUGUCCAGCAGAUCUGUGCAGCAAUUUUGAAGCAUGUCAAGACUAAGUCAUGUACAAAAAUUUAUUUGAUUAAAGAUAUGGUUUGGUUGAGGAGUUCUGGUACCUGGUCCUCUGUAUAGCAAAUAAUCUUUUUUACUUAUUCUGUCAGAUUGUGUUUGACUUUUUCACAAGCCAAAUUAAAAUAGUAAAUGCCUGUU
Phalacrocorax carbo (great cormorant) is the source of this 5687-nucleotide messenger RNA. Lineage: Eukaryota; Metazoa; Chordata; Aves; Suliformes; Phalacrocoracidae. The record is from RefSeq and is a predicted model, not a curated record.